UGCUCUAACCAUUGCUGCAUAGUUGCUUUCAGCGUUGGUGAACAUCUGUGCGACUGUGUAGCACGUACAGCAGGCUGCUCACUCCUCUAUUAUUCAGUUUUCUGCUGUGUACUCCAGAGCUGCGGAGAGGAACGAGCCAAGUUCUGGCUUGGUUGCGGAGAUGGCUAACAGAGGACCCAGCUAUGGCUUAAGCCGGGAAGUUCAAGAAAAGAUUGAGCAGAAGUAUGACCCGGAAUUAGAGUCUAGGCUGGUGAACUGGAUUAUUAUUCAGUGUGGAGAGCAGAUAGAGCAACCUCCGCCUGGGAGGCAACACUUCCAGACCUGGCUGAUGGACGGAACGCUGUUAUGCAAGUUAAUAAACAGUUUACAUCCGAAGGGGAAUGAGCCCAUUGCAAAGAUCUCCGAAUCAAAAAUGGCUUUCAGGCAGAUGGAACAAAUUUCUCAGUUCUUAAAAGCUGCUGAAAUCUACGGAGUAAGAACAACAGACAUUUUCCAGACAGUGGAUUUAUGGGAAGGGAAGGACAUGGCAGCAGUGCAGAGGACCUUAAUGGCUCUGGGCAGUCUGGCGGUGACUAAGGACGAUGGCUGCUACAAGGGGGAUCCAUCCUGGUUUCACAGGAAAGCACAGCAGAAUCGGCGAGGAUUUUCAGAAGAGCAGCUUCGCCAGGGACAGAAUGUCAUAGGCCUUCAGAUGGGCAGCAACAAAGGAGCGUCACAGUCGGGCAUGACAGGCUAUGGGAUGCCGAGGCAAAUCAUCUAAAAGCAUCUGUCUGUAGAGAAAACACUCCUGCAGCAUGGUCUGUUUAAGAAAAAGAAAAGAAAAAAAGAAAAAAAAAGCUCAUUAGGUUCUUCUCUGCCUGUUUUUUUAAUAGUUAGUGCACUCUAAGAUUUGGCAUAUUUUUGGUUUGGUUUGCAUUUUCUUGCAGCUGCAGCUGUUCAUCUAAGAACACGGGUUUUCAUGGUGGUGUGUGUCAUUUCACAGCAUGUGUGCACUGCUGCCUCCUCUUCUUCACUUCUGAACUAUGCAAAGACAAUUAUUCUGUAUUAAUUUAUUUGAAAACUGUUAUCUUCCAUAUUUGUCUCACACCACUCUUAUAUCGCAACCAGUAACCUCGUUCUUCAAUUCAGUGAUGAUAUUGUUUGACCUAAGAAUAAAGACAAAUUAAAACCA
Tinamus guttatus (white-throated tinamou) is the source of this 1171-nucleotide messenger RNA. It is a transcript of the gene TAGLN3, whose product is annotated as transgelin 3. Gene Ontology annotation, biological process: actin filament organization. Gene Ontology annotation, cellular component: actin cytoskeleton. The record is from RefSeq and is a predicted model, not a curated record. Lineage: Eukaryota; Metazoa; Chordata; Aves; Tinamiformes; Tinamidae. Gene Ontology annotation, molecular function: actin filament binding.